This is a messenger RNA of Coregonus sp. 'balchen', 22827 nucleotides long. NCBI's taxonomy places the organism in Eukaryota, Metazoa, Chordata, Actinopteri, Salmoniformes, Salmonidae. The record is from the annotation of a GenBank genome assembly.
AUGGACCAAAUAGAAUGCUCAAAUUCUUCUACAGCUGAAGAGAAUGAAUCUGCGAAGAAAGAAGUAUGGUGUUUGACACGAGUCGGGAAAGAUUUGGACUGGCUCCGCUUGUUCGAGAAUACAGAGGUAGCAUACAGUAGCUAGCCGUUAGUAAAUGUAGGUGCGAAUCAAACAAACUGGUUGCAUGUACAUUUUAGCUAGUUAGCUGUUUGGUGCUAAAGUUUAACCUCAACCUACUGGCUAGCUAACUACCUAGACUGUUAGCUAAAUCCCUCAUGAAUGCGAAAUGGUAAUCAAGGGUUGAAACCGGUUCAAAAGUCCUCACUCUGCUACUCAAACGUAUUCCAGCGUCUGCCUGGCAACUGGUACACCAUGUAUAUAGCCAAGCUAUUAUUGCUCAUCGUGUAUUUGUUCCUCGUAUUGCUAUUAUAAUGUUUUCUGUAUUAUUGUAUUAUGCACUGUUGAGAAGGGCCCGUAAGUAAGCAUUUCACUGUUAGUGUACACCUGUUUACGAAGCAUGUUACAAUUAGGUUUGAUUGAUUUGAUGUUUAGAGAAGAAUUGAUUGACUUUUUCAAUGCUAGUUAUGGGUACUAUAGUUAUCACUUUUCACAUUGGAUUUAUUAACUACAAAAAGGUAAGACGUGUUUUUAAUUAAAGUAGUGACGUUUGUUAACGUUUGCUCUGGUCCAACAUUAAACCAACUCGGGAGUUCAAAGACAUUCAAAGUUCCUCCAUAGAUGCGGCUCCUCCAUAGAUAUAAUUAUGUGGGCAUGUCAUAAAAAGAUGCCCAGCGCUUCAUGACAAGCUUCCUCCAUCCUCUCUCGCGCUCUCCUCACACUCAAUUUCAGUUGCAUAUCUCGUGUUUUGCGCCUUCUUCCCCACACUUGUCUGCGUGGGUGGACCAUAUCAGUUUGACAGUGAUGUGUAAGCCAAGAAACUUGAAGCUUUCCACGUUCUCCACUGUGGAUAGGGGGGUGCACCCUCUGCUGUUUCCUGAAGUCCACGAUCAUCUCCUUUGUUUUGUUGACGUUGAGCGAGAGGUUAUUUUCCUGGCACCACACUCCCAGAGCCCUCACUCACCUCCUCCCUGAGGAUGUCUCGUCAUUGUUGGUAAUCAAGCCUACUACUGUUGUGUCGUCUGCAAAUUGAGUUGGAGGCGUGCUUGGCCACACUGUCAUGGGUGAACAGGGAGUACAGGAGGGGGCUGUGCACGCACCCUUGUGGGGCCCCAGUGUUGAGGAUCAGCGAAGUGGAGAUGUUGUUUCCUACCUUCACCACGUGGGGGUGGCCCGUCAGGAUGUGCAGGACCCAGUUGCACAGGGCGGGGUUCAGACCCAGGGCCUCGAGCUUAAUGAUGAGCUUGGGGGUACUAUGGUGUUGAAUGCUGAGCUAUAGUCAAUUAACAUAAUUCUUACAUAGGUAUUCCUCUUGUCCAGAUGGGAUAGGGCAGUGUGAUGGCGAUUGCAUCGUCUGUGGAUCUAUUGGGGCGGUAAGCAAAUUGAAGUGGGUCUAGGGUGACCGGUAAGGUAGAGGUGAUAUGAUCCUUGACUAGUCUCUCAAAGCACUUCAUGAUGACAGAGGUGAGUGCUACGGGGCGAUAGUCAUUUAGUUCAGUUAUCUUUGCUUUCUUGGGUACAGGAACAAUGGUGGCCAUCUUGAAGAAUGUGGGGACAGCAGACUGGGAAAGGGAGAGAUUGAAUAUGUCCGUAAACACACCAGCCAGCUGGUCUGCGCAUGCUCUGAAGACGCGGCUAGGGAUGCCUUCAGGGCCGGCAGCCUUGCGGGGGUUAACAUGCUUAAAUAUCUUACUCAUGUCGGCCACGGAGAAGGAGAGGCCACAGUCCUUGGUAGUGGGCCUUGUCGGUGGCACUGUGUUAUCCUCAAAGCGGGUGAAGAAGGUGUUUAGCUUGUCUGGAAGCGAGACGUCAGUGUUGGCGACGUGGCUGGUUUUCCUUUUGUAGUCCGUGAUUGUCUGUAGACCCUGCCACAUACGUCCUGUGUCUGAGCCGUUGAAUUGUGACUCCACUUUGUCUCCUAUACUGAUGUUUUGCCAGUUUAAUUGCCUUGUGGAGUGAGUAGCUACACUGUUCUUCCAUAUUCCCAGUCACCUUGCCAUGGUUAAAUGCGGUGGUUCGCGCUUUCAGUUUUGCGCGAAUGCUGCCAUCUAUCCACGGUUUCUGGUUAGGGUAGGUUUUAAUAGUCACAGUGGGCAGAACAUCACCUAUACACUUCCUGAUAAGCUCAGUCACCGUUUCAGUGUAUUCGUCUAAAUUAUUUUCGCAAGCUACCUGGAACAUACCCAAGUCCGCGUGAUCAAAACAAUCUUGAAGCGUGGAUUCCGAUUGGUCAGACCAGCGUUGAAUAGUCCUUAGCACGGGUACUUCCCGUUUGAGUUUCUGCCUAUAGGAAGGGAGAAGCAAAAUGGAGUCGUGGUCAGAUUUGCCAAAAGGAGGGCGGGGGUGGGCCUUAUAACCAUCCCGGAAGUUCGAAUAGCAAUGGUUGAGGAUUUUAGCAGCCCGAGAACAACAGUUGAUAUGUUGAUAGAACUUCGGCAGCCUAGUCCUCAAAUUUGCUUUGUUAAAAUCCAGUUUGCAUAAAGUCCAGUGAAGUUCUUUGAGGGCCGUUGUGGUAUCGGCUUGAGGGGGGAUAUACAGUCGUGGUCAAAAGUUUUGAGAAUGACACAAAUAUUAAUUUUCACAAAGUCUGCUGACUCAGUUUUUAUGAUGGCAAUUUGCAUAAUCUCCAGAAUGUCAUGAAGAGUGAUCAGAUGAAUUGCAAUUAAUUGCAAAGUCCCUCUUUGCCAUGAAAAUGAACUUAAUCCCCAAAAAACAUUUCCACUGCAUUUCAGCCCUGCCACAAAAGGACCAGCUGCCAUCAUGUCAGUGACUCUCUUGUUAACACAGGUGAGAGUGUUGACGAGGACAAGGCUGGAGAUCACAGAUUGAGUUAGAAUAACAGACUGGAAGCUUUAAAAGGAGGGUGGUGCUUGAAAUCAUUGUUCUUCCUCUGUUAACCAUGGUUACCUGCAAGGAAACACGUGCCGUCAUCAUUGCUUUGCACAAAAAGGACUUCACAGGCAAGGAUAUUGCUGCUAGUAAGAUUGCACCUAAAUUAAUCAUUUAUCGGAUCAUCAAGAACUUCAAAGAGAGAGGUUCAGUUGUUGUGAAGAAGGCGUCAGGGCGCCUAAGAAAGUCAAGCAAGCGCCAGGACCGUCUCCUAAAGUUGAUUCAAUGCAGUUUUAAGAAAAAUAAGUGUUAAGUAAAAAAUAGAUAAUUAUAAAAUUAAAGAGCAGCAGUAAAAUAACAGUAGCGAGGCUAUAUACAGGGGGUACCGGUACAGAGUAAAUGUGCGGGUGCACAGGUUAGUGGAGGUAAUUGAGAUAAUAUGUACAUGUGGUUAGAGGUAAAGUCGCUAUGCAUAGAUAAUAAACAGAGAGUAGCAGCAGCGGAAAAAGAGGGGGUGGGGGGGGACAAUGCAAAUAGUCCGGGUAGCCAUUUGAUUAGCUGUUCAAGAGUCUUAUUGCUUGGGGUUAGAAGCUGUUAAGAAGCAUUUUGGAACUAGACUUGGCGCUCCGGUACCGCUUGCCAUGUGGUAACAGAGAGAACAGUCUAUGACUAGGGUGGCUGGAGUAUUUGGCAAUUUUUUAGAGCCUUCCUCUGACACCGCCUGGUAUGGACGUCUUGGAUGGCAGGAAGCUUGGCCACAGUGAUGUACUGGGCCAUAUGCACUACCCUCUGUAGUGCCUUGCGGUCGGAGGUCGAGCAGUUGCCAUACCAGGCGGUGAUGCAACCAUUCAGGAUGCUCUCGAUGGUGCAGCUGUAGACAUUUUUGAGGAUCUGAGGACCCAUGCUUUGUCGUGCCCCUCUUCACAACUGUCUUGGUGUGUUUGGACCAUGAUAGUUUGUUGGUGAUGUGGACACCAAGGAACUUGAAGCUCUCAACCUGCUCCACUACAGCUCUGUCAAUGUCGAUGAGAAUGGGGGCGUGCUCGGUCCUCCUUUUCCUGUAGUCCACAAUCAUCUCCUUUGUCUUGGUCACAUUGAGGGAGAGGUUGUUAUCCUGGCACCACAUGGCCAGGUCUCUGACCUCCUCCCUAUAGGCUGUCUCAUCGUAGUCUGCAAACUUAAUGAUGGUGUUGGAGUAGUGCCUGGACAUGCAGUCAUGGGUGAACAGGAGGGGACUGCGCACGCACCCCUGAGGGGCAGCGUGGCAGAUGUAUUGUUACCUACCUUUACCACCUGGGGGGCGGCCCGUCAGGGAGUCCUGGAUCCAGUUGCAGAGGGAGGUGUUUAGUUCCCACGGUCCUUAGUUUAGUGAUGAGCUUUGAGGGCACUAUGGUGUUGAACGCUGAGCUUUAGUCAAUGAAUAGCAUUCUCACGUAGGUGUUCCUUUUGUCCAGGUAGGAAAGGGCAGUGUGGAGUGCAAUGGAGAUUGCAUCAUCUGUGGAUCUGUUGGGGCGGUAUGCAAAUUGGUGUGGGUCUAGGGAUUCUGGGAUAAUGGUGUUGAUGUGAGCCAUGACCAGCCUUUUAAAGCACUUUAUGGCUACAGAUGUGAGUGCUACGGUUAGGUAGUAAUUUAGGCAGGUUAACUUAGGGUUCUUGAGCACAGGGACUAUGGUGGUCUGCUUGAAAGAUGUUGGUAUUACAGACUCAGUCAGGGACCGGUUGAAAAUGUCAGUGAAGACACUUGCCAGUUGAUCAGCGCAUGCUCGGAGUACACGUCCUGGGAAUCCAUCUGGGCCUGCGGCCUUGUGAAUGUUGACCUGUUUAAAGGUCUUACUCACAUCGGCUACGGAGAGUGUAAUCACACAGUCGUCCGGAACAGCUGAUGUUCUCAUUCAUGCUUCAGUGUUGCUUGUCUCGAAGCGAGCAUAGAAGUAAUUUAGCUCGUUUGGUAGGCUUGUGUCACUGGGCAGCUCGCGGCUGUGCUUCCCUUUGUAGUCUGUAAUAGUUUGCAAGCCCUACCACAUCCGACGAGCGUCGGUGCCGGUAUAGUACGAUUCAAUCUUAGUCCUGUAUUGAUGCUUUGCCUGUUUGAUGGUUCGUCGGAGGGCAUAGCUGGAUUUCUUAUAAGCGUCCGGGUUAGAGUCCAGCUCCUUGAAAGCGGCAGCUCUACCCUUUAGCUCAGUGCGGAUGUUGCCUGUAAUCCAUGGCUUCUGGUUGGGGUAUGUACGUACGGUCACUGUAUAAUGGUUCUAUUCAGAACUAAACGAUUGGGAAAUAAUUUAGGUUCCAACCAAGAUUUAUCAUAGGCAAACUAGCCUAGUAGACCAUGGCUAACUUAGUAGCCUCGCAUGUGUAACGUUACAUAGUAGCAGCAAAUAACACCAGACCUACAGUUCUCACACGCAGAAUGUUACUAUAGUUAGGGGUGCUACUAGGCCCAAGCCAUAGCUACAGUACAUGGCUUACAAACCAAUAUACAAUACAACAUACAAUACAUGUCACCAGUGGCGAUUUUUAGCAUGUAAAUCUUGGUGGGGCAAAAAAAUAGAUAUGUUUGUAGAUGCAAGCCAGCAGUAGCGACCUGUCAUUUAGGGCAGGUGGGGCUCUGCUAUGAAUUAUUUCGCUGCCAGACAAGGCUUUUCUGAUAGCCAGGUGUAGCAGUGGUAAGGUGUUGGGACAGCUUUAUGUAGGCCCUAACAGUUUGUGGGCACCAUAUGUCACCGUUUAUAGUGCAAUUAAUGUGUUGUUUAGUGUUUUGUUGUGGCUUUGCCCAACGAGUUUGCCCAACCAAGAUUUACAUGCUAAAAUCACCACUGCAUGCCAGCAAAGCCACUACACAGCACAACACUAAACAAUACAUAAAUUGCACUAGAACGGUGACAAACGGUGCCCACAAACUGUUAGGGCCUACAUAAAGCUGUCCCAACAGCAGAGCUUUCUUUUCAGCACCAUGGAGUGAAUCCUUACUACUGCUACACCUGGCUAUCAGCGGAGCCUUGUCUGGCAGCGAAGCGGUUCAUUCAGCCUUAUUUACUACGUUUUACAAAAACAUAGCUGAUAUGGCUGACUUGCUUAAACAAAUGUGGUUUCUACUGACAAUUGAGAUGUACAAAGUAUGGCAUAAGUGGUCGACGAGCGAAUAAGAGGCAAUCCGUAAUUUCGGUGAAGACAUUAUUAAGCGAUCUAGGACUGACGUAGUCAUCUUUGUUCAGCACUUUUGAAAUGUACAGCGACAGAAUUCAGAACAUGGGCCGUUCUUACAGUGUUCUCCCUGUACACCAAGUCAGAACCGUAGGAUAAAUAAAGGGGGCAUAUAAGCAGACAAUGAAAGCACUUACAAUAUUUGAUGAUUACAUUUCUCUAAAACAGAAAGGGACCAAAUUAUUACGGUGAGGCACACGGGCUACUAACAGCUUACUACACAACAUACACUUAGUAUUACUUUCUUAGCUACAGUAUACAUAUCUCCCUGGCAUAUUACAUAAUUUAUGCAGAAGCAUACAAUACAUUUUUGGACUCACCUUGUUGUGCUGUGCUCACUUGAACAGGAAAAACACGCGGCGGUCCUUCGUGGGCAAAUGUUGUCAUCAAACUUUGUCAUCAAAGUCUGGUAUUCUCUGGAUUUAUGGUGCUUUCAAGACAACUGGGAACUCGGUGGGGGGGGGAAACAAGGUCGAAUCAUGACGUCAGUGAUGUUCAGGUCGGAGCUCUAGAAAGAGGCCCGAGUUCCCAACUUGGAAUUCCGAGUUGGAUGACCAUUCAAAACUAGUUCCCAGUUGUCUUGAAGUCUGAGAUUUUCCAGUUCCGCGUUUCCAGUUGUUUUGAACGCGGCAGAAGUCAUGCUGGAUUGACAGCAUGGCCAAUAUAUUCAACCUUUUUUGGCCCAUUGUGUUGAAUGUUUAUUAUUUUAAGCUUGGAAAAGAGACCCUUAAACCCAGACUUGGACCACACACCCACUCCACUGAAUAGCAGGCUAGUGAUUGCUUUGCAACACUUGCAGUUAGCCACUGAUUCCAUCCAAACCACUCAUUGUUGAAUUUGCGUUUUCCAACUUGUUGUGUAAUGUUUAUGGCCGAUGAGCACUGAUACGUUUGAUCUAUAAUUUCUCUUCAUAUGACAAGGAUUGAAAAGGAUUUGCCGGUAGAUUGUGGACUUGAUUCAUGAUGGUGACUGCUAGCUAAGAUUUUGAAAGUUUGAUGUUGACAUGAUCAGUCCAAUCAAAGCUACGGUAGAUAUAAUGUGAAUAGACGUCAUUUUAUCUGUGGCCAAUGACUUUGAGCCUUCUUGGAUGGGCACUUCUAAUGUAAUUAUAUGGCAGCACCCAAGGGUGCAGUGACAGUGUCCCCAUGAGUGACAGAACACUGAGCCAAUCACGGCACAACUAGAGAACAUGACCAACCCCUACGCUCCGUAUUUUCCGCUGGCUGCCCCACCACCACUGAGCUAGGCUGAAACACCUGCAUUUUGGAGCUGCCUUACCCAAGAAAGCAAAAAAGAGACCAUGUUUGAAUGCGACUUUUUUAACUCAAUGAUUAUUUUCUUUUUCAUUCUUUGCAAACUGAUAUGUGACAUGUAUUCAUGCCAAAAUAACAUGCAAAACAGGCCCCACCUGCCCUGAAUGACGGGUCGCGCCUGCAUGUCACAUACAGUAACGUCACAGGAACAUUUCUCUAUCAUAGAGAUAACUAUGGACUCUUAAUCUGCUGUAUGCCCCAAAAAAUAUUGUUAACAUUAUGCAAAAAAGUAGAACGAGCUACUAUGUGAAUGAAAUUCCCUAAGCUCCAUUCUUUUCUCAGGUCACAAUUGGACGUGGUUUUAAUGUCACUCACCAGCUCGUGUCCCCAAGCUGCCCCCUAAUGAUAUCCAGACUGCACUGUAUGUUAAAGCAACGAGACGACGGCCAAUGGACGGUGACCGAUAAGAAGGUACAGCUUCUCCAUAUAUCCAAUUGAAAAUGAAACGGUGAGUGUUUUUAUUAUAAAAAGUUUACAUUCUUUUUCCAGAGCCUUAAUGGUGUGUGGGUGAAUGGAGAACGAAUUCCUGUGGACAAAGCUCACCUGCUGAGGCUUGGGGACGCGAUAAAGUUGGGGGUGCCCAUCGUCGGCACCAAAGUGGAGUAUGAGUACAUACUGGUUCGGCAGCGCCUCGAGGACAUCAAACCCUACCUAGUGAAGGGACCUAGUGAAGUGGCCUGCGCCACCUCCAGAACCAAGAAGACUAAAAGGAAAUGUAACUCUGAUGAACUGGAGCCUUCAACCUCAUCUAAAUCCAAGCUCUACCGCCACUCUGCCACAGACAAGUCCCAGGGCCAGCCCUGCCCCACAGACGAGCCCCGGGACAGGCCAGGGAACAGGGUACGGGAGGAGGCCGGGCCCAGCAUGUGGCAGCAUCGGAGGCUGGACUCGCCUCCAGAGGGACCCAGCAGACCUAGCAGGGAUCUGUCCAGCCUGCAAAUGUACGUCUGUGUCUCCUGUUGCUCCUACUGCUACAUUCAUAACAUAUUUGGCAGGUUCUAUAUAAAAGAGAAUAUGGCUCUUUCUCAAUUGUCUAGAAGUCUGUCCUCUCCUCGUUUCAUUUCUUGUCUGCACUGAUUGGAAAAGACUUGACAGGUGAAACAAUAUGGUGGAAGCUCAUCAUUAGGCUGGCUUUCACCAGGUCAAUUAUUUUAGAUUAGCAUAGAGUUGCCAAAAUCUGGUAACUUUCCCAAAAUUCCCAGGUUUUCCAGAAAUCCUGUUUGGAAGAUUCCCGGAAUCACUAGGGAAUAAGCAGGAAAUCCGGAUUCUCCAACCAGGAUUUCUGAAAAACCUGGGAAUUUCGUGAAAGUUAGCGAAAUCUUGCAACCCUAGAUCAGCACGAUGAAGGAGAGGAAAGGAGGACAGAUUUGUAUACAUUUUUUAAAAGCCCUGGUGUUCUCAUUAUUAACAUCCAGACUGAAAAACAAAAAUGUACUGAUUGGCUGCUAGGUACAGCCAGAACAUGCUGGUGCUGCGGGAGCAGAUGGACGUCACCCAGCGGCGGGUGGAGGCCCUGGAGGGCGAGGGGGGGCGACAGCAGGACGACCCCCACCGGGAGGAGCAGGUGAGGGAGCUGCGGAGCCAGCUGGAGCUGCUGAGGGGCCAGCUGCACAGGAUGGAGAUGUUGGAGAGGUCCAUCAGCAAGACAGAGAACCGCCUGGAGGUGAGCCUCACUAGGGGGAUAUCAGGGAUUCAUCCAGAAUUCCUGCUUUUUCUAAGAUUAUCCUCCAUUCACAUAGAAUUUACAGACCUAUACCCCGUUGCAAGCCUAUUUUUUUUGUUGUUGUCGUGAUCACAGUGCCUUCAGAAAGUAUUCAUACCCCUUGACUUAUUCCACAUUUUGUUGUUACAGCCUGAAUUCAAAAUGGAUUGAAUUGGGGGGUUUUCCUCAACCACCUACACACAAUACCCCAUAAUGACAUAGUACAAACAUGUUUUUAGAAAUUGUAUCAAAUUUAUUGAAAAUGAAAUACAUAAAUAUCUCAUUUACAUACAGUGCAUUCGGGAAGUAUUCAGACCCCUUCCCUUUUUCCACAUUUUGUUACGUUAAAGCCUUAUUCUAAAAUGGAUUAAAUUAACAUUUUCCCUCAUCAAUCUACACACGAAACCCCAUAAUGACAAAGCGAAAACUGGUUCUUAGAAUUUUUUGCAAAUGUAUGAAAUAAAAAAAACAGAUUCCUUAUUUACAUAAGUAUUCAGACCUUUUGCUAUGAGACUCUAAAUUGAUCUCAGGUGCAUCCUGCUUCCAUUGAUCAUCCUUGAGAUGUUUCUACAACUUGAUUGGAGUCCACCUGUGGUAAAUUCAAUUGAUUGGACAUGAUUUGGAAAGGCACACACCUGUCUAUAUAAGGUCCCACAGUUGACAGUGCAUGUCAGAGCAAAAACCAAGCCAUGAGGUCGAAGGAAUUGUCCGUACAGCUCCGAGACAGGAUUGUGGCGAGGUACAGAUCUGGGGAAGGGUACCAAAACAUUUAUUCAGCAUUGAAGGUCUCCAAGAACACAGUGGCCUCCAUCAUUCUUAAAUGGAAGAAGUCUGGAACCACCAAGACUCUUCCUAGAGCUGGCCGCCCGGCCAAACUGAGCAAUCGGGGGAGAAGGGCCUUGGUCAGGGAGGUGACCAAGAACCCGAUGGUCACUCUUGACAGAGCUCUAGAGUUCCUCUGUGCAGUUGGGAGAACUUUCCAGAAGGACAACCAUCUCUGCAGCACUCCACCAAUCAGGCCUUUAUGGUAGAGUGGCCAGACGGAAGCCACUCCUCAGUAAAAGGCACAUGACAGCCCGCUUGGAGUUUGCCAAAAGGCACCUAAAGGACUCUCAGACCAUGAGAAACAAGAUUCUCUGGUCUGAUGAAACCAAGAUUUGGCCUGAAUGCCAAGCGUCAUGUCUGGAGGACACCUGGCACCAUCCCUAUGGUGAAGCACGGUGGUGGCAGCAUCAUGCUGUGGGGAUGUUUUUCAGCGGCAGGGACUGGGAGUCUAGUCAGGAUUGAGGGAAAGAUGAACGGAGCAAAGUACAGAGAGAUCCUUGAUGAAAACCUGCUCCAGAGCGCUCAGGAACUCAGACUGGGGCGAAGGUUCACCUUCCAACAGGACAACGACCCUAAGCACACAGCCAAGACAAUGUAGGAGUGGCUUCUGAAUGUCCUUGAGUGGCCCAGCCAGAGCCCGGACUUGAACCGGAUCGAACAUCUCUGGCGAGACCUGAAAAUAGCUGUGCUGCGACGCUCCCCAUCCAACCUGACAGAGCUUGAGAGGAUCUGCAGAGAAGAAUAGGAGGAACUCCCCAAAUACAGGUGUGCCAAGCUUGUAGCGUCAUACCCAAGAAGACUCGAGGCUGUAAUCGCUGCCAAAGGUUGCUUCAACAAAGUACUGAGUAAAGGGUCUGAAUACUUACGUAAAUGGGAUAUUUUAGUUUGUAAUUUUUUAUAAAUUUGCAGAACUUUCUGAACCGGUUUUUGCUUUGUCAUUAUGGGGUAUUGUGUGUCGAUUGAAGGUGGGGGGGGGGGGGGGGGGAAUCUUACACAACCGUGUAUAGUAGAGCAAAUAUGUAUUUGAUAAGGAUCAAGGUCUGCUCAUUUAACACUGGCAAAUGUGUUUGUUGUUUUACGUAAAAAUGUAUGCAUGCAUGACUGUAAGUCGCUUUGGAUAAAAGCGUCUGCUAAAUGGCAUAUUAUUUUAUAUUAUUUGUUGUUUUAAAGGUGCAAAAAACACAGCAUGAAGAGGAGGGUUUGAAAAAACAGUUGGAGGAGGCAUUGCAAGAGGUAAGCAACAGAAAACAUUGAGCUCAUGUAUUAAAGGUGGCCCGAUGUAACUGUAUUAAUUGAAUGUAACCAAUCUUGAAUCUGUUGCAAUCCAUAUAGCAAAGGAAAGUUAUAGAGGAACUUGCACUCUCUCGACAAGGCUUCGAGGAUGUCCUCAAGGCCAAAGACAAGGAGCUGGAGGUGACAAAAGUAAGCUCCCUCCAGUGUGAUUUACUCACUCAAUUGAAUUUCCUAACUCUGUUGAAUGAUACUGACUUCACUUGACAUACCUGGAUGAAAAUAAAUGGGUGAGGUUUCAAAGCAAUGUUUUGUCUUGCAGGAAGAGAAGGAGAGGGCGAGAACUCAAAAGGAGGAGGUGGUAACACAAAUGACGGAGGUGCUGGAGAACGAACUUCAAUGCAUCAUUUGUUCUGAGCUCUUCAUGAGGGUAAAUAUUUUGACCAGUUUUAUGGAGUUCCCAUUGGAUAUCAAUAACAGUCUCGUGUACAGUUAAAUGUACUUCUCUGUCUAGGAGUAUAGCUACUGACUGGAAGACGCUGUACUGUAAUCUCAAUCUGUAAUCCCAAUGUUAUCACAACGAAAGAUUAGGGUAAAGGCACAAUGCAGCCGUUUUUAUCUCAAUAUCAAAUCAUUUCUGGGUAAUAAUUUAGUACUUUGCUGUAAUAGUUUUCCAUUAAAAUGGUCAAAAAGAAACUAAAAUAGCUUUUUAGCAAAAACUAUUUCUCAAGCAAUAAUUUUGCUAGGACUGUCUGUGAGUAGUGGAGAGGGGAAAACUAGCUGAUAUUGGCAGAGAGGUUAGGAACUCCUUGUUAUUGGUCUAUUCAAAUGUAAUACCGCCUGUUGAUGUCACCGGGCAAGCCAAAACUCCACCCGUUCAAAACCUGCUGAUUAGAAGGUCCUGUGUAGAUUGUAUUUUCAACUAGGGCUGGGCGAUAUGGGUUAAAAUGCAUAUAUAUAUUUUUUUUCUCACAUUUAUGGGCGAUUCGCAAUAUAUCUAGUUUUUUUUUAAUGUUUUCUCUAAAUAAGCUUUGUUGCACAAUUAAAUGUCAAUACACUGCAUGUAAAAAAAAAUCAUAAUAACAACAAAAAAAGUGUUAUACCUAGGCUAAAUAUAAGCCUUCCACAACCAUAAUGUAAUUUUUGUUACAAAUUUAACCAGAACCAUGCACAAUACAAUGCACACCCACUAAUAAUGACCAACUUCUUAUAGAAAAUUAAGAUGGGUCUCAUAAUAAAUAUCUUAACCUCUUCAUGACGAGGUUCCCCAUAUCCGGGAUACUCCUCCCGCAAUCUCAAACAAUGACGUAGUACGGUUUUUAAACGUGUGAAUACCUGAAUGUUAUACACUACUGGAACGAGAAGCGUCUCAACUGUGAAUCUAGCUAAACUGUUGUUGCCCAAAUGAAAUAAUAUUCAGACUCCAAGCAAAUAUAUAAGCAUAUAGCAAAACCAGUAGUGUAUUUUGAAACCGUGCAUGCCCGUAUAUUCGUAGACAGAACUUAUUUUUCUAUCUACACAAACGAUACACUAUUCGAAAGCUGCUACCUCAAAGAUUCCAACAGUGAUAGCCGUGUUCCUCAAUGACCAACACUCACUAAACUAUUAAUCAAAGAACGUCAAUAACAAACUGCGUCUUACCUUUGUUGUUUUUGUUACCAAAAGUAGUGUCUGAUCGAAUAAAACCACUUGAAAAGAUACUCUAGUGUCUCUCUCUCUCAUUCCGAGUCGAUUUCAAUGAGUUUCCAUCGUUUUACAUGUCCAAGAAUGUGUUUGAAGAUAAAGUCAGUAGUUUGUUUCAAUCACAACAGGCACUGUUUUGUCGCCAUCUUCUGGAUAUAUGAUGCAAUCACAGUGGCUUGCAAUUGUGCUAAUUUAAUUCUACUGAUCCAGAGCUUUCGAUAGAGGGGUCACAUGUCAAAAUCGACCAACCGGUUGUUGAAAUAUCCAAGUGCGCACCUCAUUGAAUGCACUGAGCCUUUAAUCUGAGCUGGUUUCGAUCCUCUUUCAUAUCUCCCCUACAGGCGGUGACGCUUAACUGCGCCCACAGCUUCUGCCUGCACUGCAUCAGUGAGUGGCGCAAGCGGAAGGACGAGUGCCCCAUCUGCCGGCAGGCCAUCCUGUCGCAGACCCACUCACUGGUGCUGGACAACUGCAUCGAUCGCAUGGUGGAGCAGCUCAGCCCCGACAUGAAGCAAAGACGCCUGGCGGUCAUCGCUGAGAGGAAAGGUGAGAGGUGCGUUCGCCCCGCUCCUAGGUUCGCAGAGGUUGUUGAGGGGAGGCCUUGGAAUUCAUGGGUGGAGAUGUGGCGGCUGGAUGGAUGGAUGGAUGGAUGGAUGGAUGGACGGACGGACGGAUGUUUGUGAGUGAUAAGUGAAAUCAAAGUCAUUCAACAAGUGUGUAGGGAAUUGCAGGGGCCAUAUCCGCAUAGUGGAGAAACAUAUGCUGUAUAAUAGGGCUGUGUUCAGUAGGGAGAAACAGAGAUCCUUUAUUUCAGGGCCGUGUUCAGUGGUGAGAAACAGGUACUUUAUACCAUGGCCGUGUUCAGUGGUGAGAAACAGGUACUUUAUACCAGGGCCGUGUUCAGUGGUGAGAAACAGAUACGUUAUACCAGGGCCGUGUUCAGUGGGAAGAAAAAGGUUUUAAAUGGGGACAGGUCAUCCAGUAAGAACAGAGGUUUUCAUUUUCCAUUGCAAAUCAUUUUGCUAUGGUGUGCCCUACCGAACACGACCCAGGUCAGUGUGGGUCUAUGAAGGGCUCUCAUGGUGCCUUCCACUGUCUCUUCACACAGCCCAGCCGGAGGAGGUGAUGGUGAUCAGCAGCAGCAGCAGCAGUAGCAGCAGCAGUAGCAGUAGCAGCAGCAGUAGCAGUAGCAGCAGCAGUAGCAGCAGUAACAGUGACCUCUUCAUGGAUAGCUUCAGCUCCGUAAUCUCCCUGGAAGAGAGCGUCCAUUGGAGCUCCAGCCCCGCGUCUUAUAUCUUCGACGAUUCCGACGUGGACAAUAACUAGGUUUAGCCCAUUUGAAGUGGGUAUUUCACAUGAUUUUUAUUUUUUUUACGUUUGUUAAAUCCAUUUUCCUGUAAGGUUCAGUCAGAGACGGCCGGGGAGAGUGCAGAGAAAGGGAAAAAGCCAGUCCUUGACAGGAAACUAACGCACUCAAUAUUGUACUACAAAUUACAUUAGUGUGUAUAUAUAUAUAUAUAUUUUUUUUGUAACAAUGUCCAUUUGUCUUUUUUGUGUUCAUUUAUUUUCCCAAUGAAACAAAAUUAUGUUUCUUCAUUCAUUUGAAGUGUCACAAAAUGUCUCUGCCCAGAAAUGGACACAAGGUGGCGCCAGUAAAAAAAAUAAAAAGUGUUUAUUAACCUUUUUGUAUGAUGGUGAGUGGGUUACUGGUAUACAUUUACAAAACCAUAUAAUAUUGAUAAAAUCAGCUCUUUAGACCAGACAUUUAGAAGUGAAACCGAGAAUGCCUUUUGACUAGGAAAAUCAAGGCAAUAUUUUAUGUAUGUAAGCCAUGUCUUGUAUACACAUAAUAUGCAAACAUCCUGACAUUGCAAUAUUAAAGGUACAUCUAUUUUGGCUACAUUCCACUGUUAUCAAAUCACACCUUCCACCUACUCUUUGGCAAUUUACACACGGCCACAUUGCCUAGCAACUAAUGCAAUGGCUCCUUCUGCCAUGGAGGCAAAUAAAGAAGUGUGAUUGCAUCACCAUCCCAACAGUAAUGCAGGAAAUACUGCUGGCACUCUUCAUGGAUAAACGGAUGGGUGUUCUUUCUCUCUUGUGCUGGGUUUUGAAUUCCCUUACACAAGGGGAUCUUUGAAGAUGUUAAGACAAUUUACAGUGCUUUCAGAAAGUAUUCACACCCCUUAACGUUUUCCACUUUUUGUUGUGGGAUUAAAAUAGAUUUAAUUGUCAUUUUUACUUCAAUGAUCUUCACAAAAUACUUGUAAUGUCAAAGUGGAAGAAACAUUUUUUUAUUAAAUGGGAAAUAAAAUCACUAAUACAUCUUGAUUAGAUAACCUUUGACAGUAAUUACAGCUUUGAGUCUUUCUGGGUAAGUCUCUAAGAGCUUUGCACACCUGGUUUGUACAAUAUUUAUCCAUUCUUUUUUUUUUUUUUUAUAUCGUCAAGUUGGUUGUUGAUCAGAGCUAGACAGCCAUUUUCAAGUCUUGCCAUAGAUUUUCAAACCGAUUUAAGUCAAAACUGUAACUAGGCCACUCAGGAACAUUCUAUAUCUUCUUGGUAUGAAACUCCAGUGUAUAUUUGGCCUUGUUAUUGACCUGCUGAAAGGUGAAUUUGUCUCCCAGUGUCUGUUGGAAAGCAGACAAAAUCAGGUUUUCCUGCGCUUAGCUCUGUUACGUUUAUUUUAAUCUUUAAAAACUACCUAGUCCUUGCCGAAGACAAGCAUAAACAUAACAUGAUGCAGCCAACGCCAUGCUUGAGAAUAUGAAUAGUGGUACUCAAUUAUGUGUUCGAUUUUGCCCCAAACAUAACGCUAUGUAUUCAGGACAAAAAGUGUAUUUCUCUGCCACAUUUGUUGUAGUAUUACUUUAGUUUCUUAUUGCAAACAGGAUGCAUGUUUUGGAAGAUUUUUUAUUCUGUACAGGCUAUAUUCUUUUCACUCUGUCAUUUAGGUUAGUAUUGUGGAGUAACUACAAUGUUGUUGACCAUCCUCAGUUUUCUCCUAUCACAGCCAAUCAACUCUGUAAUUGUUUUAAAGUCACCAUUGGCCUCAUGGUGAAGCCCCUGAGUGGUUUCCUUACUCUCCGGCAACUGAGUUAGGAAGGACGCCUGUAUCUUUGGAGUGACUGGGUGUAUUGAUACACUAUCCAAAGUGUAAAAUUAAUAACUGCACUAUGCUCAGUGAUAUCAAUUUGUUUUACCCAUCUACCAAUAGGUGGCUGUCUUUGCAAACCAUAGGAAAACCUCCUUGGUCUUUGUGGUUGAAUCUGUGCUUGAAAUUCACUGCUUGACUUAGGGACCUUACAGAUAACUGUGUGUAUGAGGUACAGAGGUGGGUAGUCAUUCCAAGAUCAUGUUAAACAUUAUUAUUGCGCACAGAGUCCAUGCAACUUAUUAAGUGACAUUUUUACUCCUGAACUUAUUUAGGCUUGCCAUAAAGGUUUGAAUAUGUAAUGACUCAAGACAUUUCAGAUGUAUCUUUUAAUUAAUUUCUAAAAACAUAAUUCCACUUUGACAUUAUGGGGUAUUGUCGUAGCCGGCCGCGACCGGGAGACCCAUGGGGCGGCGCACAAUUGGCGCAGCGUCGUCCAGGGUAAGGGAGGGAAUGGCCGGCAAGGAUGUAGCUCAGUUGGUAGAGCAUGGCGUUUGCAACGCCAGGGUUGUGGGUUCGAUUCCCACGGGGGGCCAGUAUAAAAAAUGAUGUAUGCACUAACUGUAAGUCGCUCUGGAUAAGAGCGUCUGCUAAAUGACUCAAAUGUAAAUGUAAUGUGUUGUGUGUAGAUCAGUGACACAAAAUCUCAACGUAAUAGAUGUUAAAUCCAUGCUGUAAUACAAAAUGUGGAAAAAGUCAAGGGGUGUGAAUACAAAAUGUGGAAAAAGUCAAGGGGUGUGAAUACUUUCUGAAGGCACCGUAAAUUCAGUCGUAAAUAAAGAUGGCAUUUAUGACAUUUUCCAAUAGCAAAGGUCUUAUCCGUAUGAAACAGGUGAGAUAUUUGGGCCAAUAUCCUACUGUGUUGUAUGAUGCAGCAGAGGGGAUACCUGCACUGUUAAAGGCGCUGCAUGGUCAUUCGGACGUCUGCAUUGGCCGUGAAGCAUUUAUUGUGACCCGGACUCUGCAGAAGUCAGGGCAUUCAUACUCCUUGCACUUCACUUGACAGCGCAGAGCUGUUGUGAAGGAAGUUAGUUUUUGUUUAUACAGGACCUCCCACCCUCACCUACCGUCAACCAAUCAUGUCAAUGCGGAGCAAUACGGAGCCCUCCGCAUUGUUAAAAAAUUUAAGAGGCGCACGGCGAUGUGGUACAGACUCGAUUUGCCCUCUGCGUGCCUCCGGAAGCUCCGCGAUUGCGUCACACCAUCCAUACGGCGCCUCCGACCAAAUUGUCAGAUAAAGCAUAAGUUGGCUUUAACUGGGAACGCAAUGACAUCAGCACUUCUGGAAAUGUGUGGGCAUUCCAUUUUUUUAACACUGCAUUGACUGCUUUCUCUAUUGACAGUUUCUCUCUGCUCUUUUCAACCAUAGAUAUUGUAUCCCCUGUCAAUUCUACUGUAACUACCAACAUAAAUUAUGAGGUUCUGUGGUUUGUUAAUAAAUCUACUUUGAUUAGUCUUAUUGACAUAUGCAGAUUUUCCCCACAGUGUUACACAGAAUCUUUUUGAGUUCUUCAGACACAAAGCAAUGGAGAGAAGAGGCUACACUAAAAGAGCAAAGCCUAACUAACAACAUCACUAAGCCGUGCAAGACUCAUAGAUGACACUGGAUUUCCCCACACAUUAUUCUACUUCAGUUCCAGGCUAGAGCAGAUGCAGCCUGUGAUCCCCAACACUGUGAUUCAUUCCCCCCCACUAGGUUGAUAUCCCGAGUGCGUUUCAGUGCCUGCUUCCGGAGACUCUCUCCUCCACUGCUCCGUGGAGAAGGCCCAUGUCAUGCCAGUCCAUUAGAAGCCGAGAGCAAGGGAAGCGUGUGUCUGUCAGGCUGCGUUACACCAGGACGACAGUGACGGACAGCCCCGGAGCCCUAGUCAGAGCCGCCGCUCCCCUCCCUGCAUCCCUCCACCUCCUCCAGGAGCCUCUACCAUGAUGUGUCAUGAAAAGAACAAUGUCAGCAACAGUUACCCUAUCACUCUUUCUCUCUUGUUCACGCUUUCUCUCCCUCCCUCUCUCUCUUGCUCCCCCUCUCUCUCGCCCCCUCCCUCCCUCGUCACGCUGAAGCAUUUGGGUCGCACCAUGUGACCGGUCAUGUCCAAUUAAGUUACUGACUAGGAUUACCCAUCUUAUUACAUAAUUAAGCGAAGAUCCUCCUAAUACACCAUAUUAUGUCAUUAGGCCUACAGUGUCAUGAAAAAGUAAAGCAUUUCCCCUGCCUAACCCCUUCCCCCACUCCAUAUCAUCUAGUCCUAAAUUCUAGAACCUAAAUACUAAUAGGAAUGUGUAUAUGACUUGUCAUUGAUGCAUACUGUCAAACAGUAAGCUUUAAGUUAAGUAAACAUCCUAUUCCUACUGUUCUUUAUCAGCUUGGGGCUGUUGGGAGAGUCAGCAUAGUGCUGCUGUGCCAAACUGACAUGCCUCUGAACUCGCUUCAAACCCUUUGAAGAAACAAGCUCCACUCAAUGAAGCUGCAGCAGGACAGAGUGCAGGGGGAGUCAGGGAAAGGUAGCUACACAGACUCCAGAUGAGGGUUACACACAGAAAAUUAGGACCCAGCGGCUUUCUGGCUUUUGUUGUUGUCCCAGCCCCGCCUCUCCGGAGCCUCCCUAGUGCUGCAGCUGAUGAUAAGAGCCACUAGCACUGGCUCCUGUCAUAGACGGUCAACUCCAGGCCUCGGUGGUCAUUGUUAUAGGCUGAGGAUGGCAUAAUUGGGGGAUUUUCUAAGGCUAAGGCUGAUCUAGCUGUUUUUUGUGUCCAGUGUCUGGGAGAAUGUAUAGAAUGUAUAGUGAAACCUAAAAGUGGUGUAAAAAUAGUUCCCCUACUUAGGUUUUAUUGUCAAACUCUUCAGAUAGGCUUCAUGGCUCUAAAUUGAUCAUCAUUAUUGGGUUGUCUGUUUUUAUAUUAACACAUAAUACUUUGUUCUUUAUGUUACUCUUAUUAUUAUAUAUAUAUAUCCUGAUGCCUAGUCACUUUACCCUGCCUUCAUGUAAAUAUCUACCUCAAAUACCUCGUACCUUUGCACAUUGAUCUGGUACUGGUACUGUAUAUAGCUCCAUUCUUAUGUAUGUUAUUUUAUUCCUCUUGUGUUACUAUUUUAUUUUUAUUAUUAUUUGUAAAAUCUACUGUGCAGCAUCGUUGGGAAGGGCUCGUAAGCAAGCAUUUCACGGUAAAGUCUACACCAGUUGUAUUCAGCGCAUGUGACAAAUAAAAUGAGAUUUGAUUUAAGAUAUGUUAUGUUUUGGUGUGUGAUUCUUUCAUUCAACACAUGAUAAAGCCGCUCUUGCAGUGGCAAGACAUUAAUAUGUCGUAGUUCCAGCAUGGUUUUAGACUAGAGAAUCUGCUUGUUUAGAUGCUUUGGGAUGGAUGAUGGAUCCUCUCCAAAUGCAUCUUAUCCAAAAUCCUCGUUCCAUCUGCCAGCUUGCUCACAAAUGAUCCACACAGCAGGAUCAUGGCACACAGCUACACUGCUUCGACAGUUCUGUGUGUUGAGGUUGUACAGUAUGCGUUGCGUAGCGUGCAGGGUGAGUUAUGAUGUCCACUCCACUCUGCACCAAGCAGCUCACUGCCCAGCACCAAACAGCUCACUGCCCAGCACCAAGCAGCUCACUGCCCAGCACCAAGCAGCUCACUGCCCAGCACCAAGCAGCUCACUGCCCAGCACCAAGCAGCUCACUGCCCAGCACCAAGCAGCUCACUGCCCAAGCCCUGUGCUUUUUUUCUUCAUCUUUCCCAAUUGCCUUGGUAAGGCAGCCUCUAAUAAUACUUGUAACAUUCAUACAUUAUAGCUUGGUGUGAUGUAAUCAAAUCAUUGUUUAAUAAGAGCAGUAGGCCUACAUGUUUGGAUAGUAGUAAUUUACCCAAACGAGUGCUUCGAGGGUAAUUGAUAUAAUGUUGUGUAACAGACAGAAACAAAGAUGGCAGACAGUAAUUGUAAUUACACAUGUAUAGUCUUUUGUUGUGAGAUGUGGCGUGACAUCACUCUGCAGGUUCCCUGCAGGGAUGUCUUUGAGCUGCCAGCCAAGCUUCAGCUGAACAUAAAUCAGGAAAAUGUUUUUUCGCUGAUGAUGAGAAUCAGUUCUACUGGCUGAAAUUGUCUUGUUACUAGUGCUAUGGAAUAUCCUUGUUGCAUAAUUUAACAUUUGGGUAUUCAUCAAUAACCCAUUUUGAGAGCUUGGGACUAUAAGGUUCUAUCUGCAAAAAUAUAAUUCUGAGAUAAUUGGCUUUAAUGUUCCGAACCCUCAUUGGUUUGAAUGGUGUCAGCAAUUUUUAUAUUGUAUUAUUUUGAACUUAACAAAACACACUGGAUAAAGAAAUGAGCCCUAAUUGAGGUCAGUAUCAUUGACGUCAGGUUAGGUCAGUUAGGUCCUUAUUAAAAGUGGGUAGAUUAAAUCUACUGUGCAGCAUAAAAAGGUGUGUUUUGUUUGAGGAGUCGCCCUUUACCUUGUUUAAUUACCUUGUUUGAGGAGUCGCCCUUUACGUUGUUUAAUUAUGUUGUUUGAGGAGGGGCCUUUACGUUGUUUAAUUAUGUUGUUUGAGGAGGCGCCCUUUACAUUGUUUAAUUAUGUUGUUUGAGGAGGCGCCCUUUACAUUGUUUAAUUAUGUUGUUUGAGGAGUCGCCCUUUACAUUGUUUAAUUAUGUUGUUUGAGGAGUCGCCCUUUACGUUGUUUAAUUAUGUUGUUUGAGGAGUCGCCCUUUACUUUGUUUAAUUACGUUGUUUGAGGAGUCGCCCUUUACAUUGUUUAAUUAUGUUGUUUGAGGAGUCGCCCUUUACAUUGUUUAAUUGCGUUGUUUGAGGAGUCGCCCUUUACGUUGUUUAAUUGCGUUGUUUGAGGAGUCGCCCUUUACGUUGUUUCAUACACUUACCUUACAAGAGGUAAGGUAAGUGAAACUGCAAUUUGAAAUAAUUUAGCGUGUCACAAUAUCAUUAAUUUCAAUCUUGGCAAAUAAAACAAUGCUUCUAUAACACUUGUUUAUUCUCUGUCCUUAGAUGUGGAACAUUGCUGCAUUGGUGUUAGUGGUGGCAGGGUCUGCCUCUUGCUACACAGCCUGCCGAUGGAAAAGUCUGCUCUUGUCAGUCAACCUGCUGUAUGACCAAUGGAGGAUACUCCUGCUGUCCAGUUCCCUGUGUGAGUACGAAACAAAUUUGACACCACUAGUGUAAAUGUAAUUCUUCAAUGGUAAAACCAACUUUUCGGUCAAAACCAAGACCCUCAUCAGAGCUCACUGAGAGGUAUUACAGAUUCAUUACAUAUGAAUUACAAGGUAUUCACAGACCACAUAACUUUUAUUUUCAUUAUGUUUGUUUUCCUAGGCAGUGUGUUGCUCUGACAUGUGUUGCUCUGACCCACUGUUGCCCGUCCGGAUUCAGCUGCAACACCACGGACCAGAUGUGUACGAAAGAUGACCAACCAUGGAACAGCGUGCCCAUGCUGAAGAAGGUGGCUGCAGAGGAACCAUGCUCUCCUGUCUCUCAACCACUCAAGUCUGAUAUCGUCCCAGAGCAAUGCUGCUCUGUGGUGCACUGUGAUGGCUCAAAUAUCUGCCCUGCUGCCGUCAACCCGAGGGCGGGUGGAGCUGCAGUCCAUUUUCCCCUGUGAAUAGUGUCUUUCUACUUGUAUGUUGGCUUCAUGGUCUAAAAUGUAAAUGUAAAUGCAGUUCAGGGGUCUCAAACUAAUUUUGCCCGGGGACCACAUUUGAUCUUCGUCACCAAAGUCCAGAGGGCAGCAUUUGGCCAAUAGGGCCCAGAUUCACAAAACCUUCUUAAGAAGACAUUUCUUCUUAACUGCCAUUUUUUGGGGGGGAGAACAUGGCUACUUAGCAUUCAGUCACAUGUCGUUUGUUACUUGGCAUUUAUGUUAUUAAAGGUGGUAACACAUUGAAAAUAACCUACGGAUAAAAGUAUUUUAUAUCUUAGAUAUAACCAAGGUCAUUACAUGGUUUAUGCUUAAGAAGUGUUGUGUGAAUCUGGGCCCGCAGGCCGGUAAUUUGAGACCACUGGUCUACUGUAACUUUAUAUCUUGGCUAACGGGUUAAAUAUAUAUUGUAAAAAUGUUUGUUGUUAUUUCACAGUUUUGUUGUUAGGCUACUGUGUAAUUAAUGCUUGUUACAUUCUACUUACAAUAGUAACUAGACAGUAAAGUUAAAGUUAAUCUAUAUUUCUAUAUUUCUACUUAAAAUGUGUAACGCAAAACAUGAACUUGUAUAUCUCUGUUUCGUAGAGCGCGUGCUGUCUGGAUGGCGUCCACUGCUGUUCUUAUGGUGUGACCGCAUACACACUAAGUGUCUGAAGUCCGACGGCCUGAGGUACCCCUUUAUACCGAGGCAGGCCCAGGUCCUUUCUAUGAUCAAAGUCACCAAGAUCUCCAAGCCGGAUAACAAGGUCAACGACCAGGUACCACAAUAUGUGCCAGAGGCAGCUAGCUCUGUGUUCACUUUCUAUCAAUACAUUACGUUUUGUCCACAGUUUAUCAUCAGGCAUGUCAUUACAGUCUCAGACAAAGGCACGCUGGAUGUCAGCUUUAUACCAUGAAUUUAAUUGAGACGUUGUUCCUGCUCACUGGUAUUGUGUUGCUUUGGUGUUACUACCCCUGAGAGUAAGAUAUUGAAGUUGCGGUUUUCUCUUCUUUUAGCAGGUCCCAUGGACACCACGUGGUCGCGGUUGACAGCACCCCACAUAGCUCUGUCAUUCACUUCCACGGGAAAUCAACUGACCUCCAGCUCCUAUAACCCGUUGCGGCAAGGGAAACACUGGCAAUUACUGUUGUCCACAGCCAUCUAA